GUUUGUAUGAUAUGUCGAAGUAGAAUUAUUCAUUUACGAUGGAUAACAUGACUUUGACUGUGAUUUUUCUGAUUCUUGGCGUUUACGCCAGUAGCAGUACGGGAAGUAAUCUUACAAAUAUAAUCAAUAACCAAUGCCUUGAAGCCAAUGUAGUUUGCCCUGCCGUCGAUGGACCUGACUCAGUAUAUGGAGCUUUACCUGAUUGCACUAAAUUCUGCCAAUGUUCGAAUGGAGUACCAAUCUUACAUACGUGUCCACAAGGACUUCACUUUAAUCCACUACUAAAUGUUUGCGAUUGGCCAUCAAACGCUGGUUGUACCGGAAGAACUACUCAAUCAACGACAACUACCACAACAACAGCUAAAAGUUCAACUCCCAAGGUGACUACAACAGAAAGAACUACAACUCCGAAAAUUGAAACCACUACUCCAAAUAUUUGUGUACAAGCGGGCAUAACUUGUCCUGCUGUCGAUGGACCUGAUUCUGUGUAUGGAGCUUUACCAGAUUGCACCAAGUUCUGCCAAUGUUCGAAUGGAGCACCAUACGUACAUACGUGUCCAGCAGGACUUCACUUCAAUCCAAUUCUAAAUGUUUGCGACUGGCCAUCAAACGCUGGUUGUACUGGAGGAACUACUCAAUCAACGACAACUCAAAGUACUACCACAACAACUAAAAGUUCAACUCCCAAGGUGACUACAACAGAAAGAACUACAACAAAAAGAACUACAACUCCAAAAACCGAAACCACUACCCCAAAUAUUUGUGUACAAGCGGGCAUAAUUUGCCCUGCCAUCGAUGGACCUGAUUCUGUGUAUGGAGCUUUACCAGAUUGCACCAAGUUCUGCCAGUGUUCAAAUGGAGCACCGUACGUACAUACGUGUCCAUCAGGACUUCACUUUAAUCCAAUUCUGAAUGUUUGCGACUGGCCAUCAAACGCUGGUUGUACUGGAGGAACUACUCAAUCAACGACAACUCAAAGUACUACCACAACAACUAAAAGUUCGACUCCCAAGGUGACUACAACAGAAAGAACUACAACUCCAAAAACCGAAACCACUACUCCAAAUAUUUGUGUACAAGCGGGCAUAAUUUGCCCUGCCGUCGAUGGACCUGAUUCUGUGUAUGGAGCUUUACCAGAUUGCACCAAGUUCUGCCAAUGUUCAAAUGGAGCACCAUACGUACAUACGUGUCCAUCAGGACUUCACUUUAAUCCAAUUCUAAAUGUAUGCGACUGGCCAUCAAAUGCUGGUUGUACUGGAGGAACUACUCAAUCAACGACAACUCAAAGAACUACAACAACAGCUAAAAGUUCAACUCCUAAGGUGACUACAACAGAAGGAACUACAACAGAAAGAACUACAACUCCAAAAACCGAAACCACUACUCCAAAUAUUUGUGUACAAGCGGGCAUAAUUUGCCCUGCCGUCGAUGGACCUGAUUCUGUGUAUGGAGCUUUACCAGAUUGCACCAAGUUCUGCCAGUGUUCAAAUGGGGCACCGUACGUACAUACGUGUCCAUCAGGACUUCACUUUAAUCCAAUUCUGAAUGUUUGCGACUGGCCAUCAAACGCUGGUUGUACUGGAGGAACUACUCAAUCAACGACAACUCAAAGUACUACCACAACAACUAAAAGUUCGACUCCCAAGGUGACUACAACAGAAAGAACUACAACUCCAAAAACCGAAACCACUACUCCAAAUAUUUGUGUACAAGCGGGCAUAAUUUGCCCUGCCGUCGAUGGACCUGAUUCUGUGUAUGGAGCUUUACCAGAUUGCACCAAGUUCUGCCAAUGUUCAAAUGGAGCACCAUACGUACAUACGUGUCCAUCAGGACUUCACUUUAAUCCAAUUCUAAAUGUAUGCGACUGGCCAUCAAAUGCUGGUUGUACUGGAGGAACUACUCAAUCAACGACAACUCAAAGAACUACAACAACAGCUAAAAGUUCAACUCCUAAGGUGACUACAACAGAAGGAACUACAACAGAAAGAACUACAACUCCAAAAACCGAAACCACUACUCCAAAUAUUUGUGUACAAGCGGGCAUAAUUUGCCCUGCCGUCGAUGGACCUGAUUCUGUGUAUGGAGCUUUACCAGAUUGCACCAAGUUCUGCCAAUGUUCGAAUGGAGCACCAUACGUACAUACGUGUCCAUCAGGACUUCACUUUAAUCCAAUUCUAAAUGUAUGCGACUGGCCAUCAAAUGCUGGUUGUACUGGAGGAACUACUCAAUCAACGACAACUCAAAGAACUACAACAACAGCUAAAAGUUCAACUCCUAAGGUGACUACAACAGAAGGAACUACAACAGAAAGAACUACAACUCCAAAAACCGAAACCACUACUCCAAAUAUUUGUGUACAAGCGGGCAUAUCUUGUCCUGCUGUCGAUGGACCUGAUUCUGUGUACGGAGCUUUACCUGAUUGCACCAAGUUUUGUCAAUGUUCGAAUGGAGUACCAAUCCUACAUACUUGUCCAUCAGGACUUCACUUUAAUCCAGUUCUAAAUGUUUGCGAUUGGCCAUCAAACGCUGGUUGUACUGGAGGAACUACUCAAUCAACAACUAAAAGUACUACCACAACAACAGCUAAAAGUACUACCACAACAGCAGCUAAAAGUUCAACUCCCAAGGUGACUACAACAGAAAGUACUACAACUCAAAAUACUGAAACCAGUACUGCAAAUAUUUGUAUAAAUUCAAACAUAACUUGUCCUUCUGUCGAUGGGCCUGAUUCUGUGUAUGGAGCUCUGCCAGAUUGUACCAGUUUUUGCCAAUGUUCGAAUGGGGUUCCAAUCGUACAUACGUGUCCAUCAGGACUUCACUUUAAUCCAAUUCUAAAUGUUUGCGAUUGGCCAUCAAACGCUGGUUGUACUGGAGGAACUACUCAAUCAACGACAACUCAAAGUACUACCACAACAACAGCUAAAAGUUCAACUCCCAAGGUGACUACAACAGAAAGAACUACAACUCAAGAUACCGAAACCACUACCGCAAACCUUUGUGUACAAGCGGGUAUAAUUUGCCCUGCCGUCGAUGGACCUGAUUCUGUGUACGGAGCUUUACCUGAUUGCACUAAGUUCUGCCAGUGUUCGAAUGGAGUAGCAUACGUCCAUAAAUGUACAACAGGACUUCACUUUAAUCCAAUUCUAAAUGUUUGUGAUUGGCCAUCAAACGCUGGUUGCACUGGAGGAACUACUCAAUCAACAACAACACAAAGUACUACCACAACAACAACUCAAAAUGAAACUACUUCCACUGAAGCAUCUACUGACAUUGAAGAGAGUACAACAGAAAAUAGUACUACUGAAAAUGAAAAUAGUGACGAAUGCUCAAACGGAGAAGGAAGUGGAGAUACUACUACAGACAUGUGUCAAGUUAGUACUACUGAACCAAAUAUUAGCGAUGAGACAACUGAAAAUAAUCAGGAUAGUACUACUGAGGAUAAUAUUGUUGAUGACACAACAGAAAAUAGUCAAACAACUACGGAUGCAUCCAUUCCCUGCUCUACUAUUACAGUUACUGAAACAAUUAUCACAACGACAGUCAUAAGUGGUACCGAAUAUUGUUUGCAAAAUAAUGUAGCUUGUCCUGCUGCCGAUGGUCCUGACUCAGUUUAUGGAACUUUACCGGACUGUACCAAAUUUUGUCAAUGCUCGAGCGGAAAACCGUAUUUACAUAGUUGCCCGGAUGGUCUUCAUUUCAAUUCAGUCUCAAACGUAUGCGAAAUUCCUGAAAUAGCAGGCUGUGCCAGUCAAAGUGUAACCAAUCCUACAGAUUCUAACGUAGUAAUAGAAAUCGCUACAGAAUGUAGCGGUGAGUCAAGUACUACUGAUCAAGAAUCUACUACUGAAGAUAGUACUACUGAAGAUAGCACAACUGAAGAUAGCACUACUGAAGAUAGCACUACUGAAGAUAGCACUACUGAACAUAGCACAACUGAAGAUAGCUCUACUGAAGAUAGCACUACUGAAGAUAGCACUACUGAAGAUAGCAGUACUGAAGAUACCACUACUGAAGAUAGCACUACUGAAGAUAGCACCACUGAAGAUAGUACUACUGAAGAAAGUACUACCACAACAACAGCUAAAAGUUCAACUCCCAAGGUGACUACAACAGAAAGAACUACAACUCCAAAAGCCGAAACCACUACUCCAAAUAUUUGUGUACAAGCGGGCAUAAUUUGCCCUGCUGUCGACGGACCUGACUCGGUGUAUGGAGCUUUACCUGAUUGCACCAAGUUCUGCCAAUGUUCGAAUGGAGUACCAAUCGUACAUAAGUGUCCAGCAGAACUUCACUUUAAUCCACUUCUAAAUGUAUGCGAUUGGCCAUCAAACGCUGGUUGUACUGGAGGAACUACUCAAUCAACGACAACACAAAGUACUACCACAACAACAACAACUCAAAAUAAUACUUCUACUACUACUGUAACAACUACUUCCACUGAAGCAUCUACUGACGUUGAAGAAAGUACAACAGAAAAUAGUACUACUGAAAGAUCAACUCCCAAUGUGACUACAAUAGAAAGUGCUACCACAACAAUAAUACAUGAAAGUUCAACUCCAAAUGUAGAAAGUACUACAACUCAAAAUAAUGAAACCACUCCAAAUCUUUGUGUACAAGCGGACAUAAAGUGUCCAGCUAUAGAUCCUGAAUUCCCCGUAUUUACUGGUUUGCCAGACUGCACUAAAUAUUGUAAGUGUUCAAAUGGAACCCCAUACUUGUUCAACUGUCCAGCUAACUUGCAUUUUAACCCGGAAAAGAAUGUUUGUGACUGGCCGGAAGACGCAGGUUGCGCAUCAAAUUAACACUAUUUCUAAAAUAAUUAUUUAUAUUUAAUACAUUCACCAAAAAUAUAUUAUUUUUAAAGUUUAA
This is a messenger RNA of Psylliodes chrysocephalus, 4869 nucleotides long. The record is from the annotation of a GenBank genome assembly. Lineage: Eukaryota; Metazoa; Arthropoda; Insecta; Coleoptera; Chrysomelidae.